AUGGCUCAUGAUUCUCCCGUAGCAACGUUCAAGCUUGUCUUGGUCGGUGAUGGGGGCACCGGAAAGACAACCUUCGUAAAGCGUCAUAUGACUGCAACUCUCGGGGUCGAGAUUCAUCCUCUUGAUUUCCACACUACCCGCGGAAAAAUUAGAUUCAAUGUGUGGGACACUGCUGGCCAGGAGAAGUUCGGCGGAUUACGCGAUGGAUAUUAUAUCCAGGGUCAAUGCGCCGUAAUCAUGUUUGAUGUUACCAGCAGAGUAACUUACAAGAACGUCCCAAAUUGGCAUCGUGACCUCGUUAGGUAUUAUGAUAUAUCAGCCAAGUCAAAUUAUAACUUUGAAAAACCCUUCCUUUGGCUGGCUCGGAAGCUAGUUGGUGACCCGAACUUAGAGCUUGUGGAAAUGCCAGCAGUUAAGCCCCCUGAAGUUCAUAUGGAUCCUAAUCUUAUUGAGCAAUACGAAAACGAAAUUGUCGUAAGUUCAUCUUGCUUUUUUAAAUCCUCAUAUAGAUUGCGUCACAAGCUCCAUUGCCCGACGAUGGGGAUGAAGAUUUGUGAAUAA
Molecule: messenger RNA, 561 nt
Organism: Protopolystoma xenopodis
Lineage: Eukaryota; Metazoa; Platyhelminthes; Monogenea; Polystomatidea; Polystomatidae
Source: the annotation of a GenBank genome assembly